ACUGGUCCCAAGUUGAGUUUACUUGCUGUGCUGCUGCGUCGUGAGACAGUGGAUGGUAGAAGGACAAAAGUGUCUGAUUUGGGGGUCUGUUCUGAGAGAGCCACCUCACCUUCAUCCUUCAGUGUGUAGAAAAGGAAAGUGACGCGUUGAAAGGCUACUUUUCAAUGGACAGACGGACUUAAAGGAAAGUGCUAACUGGAUCAAGUCGGAGCAGGAGGAACAGGAGCUCCUCAGAUUGAAUUGAUCCUCCUUGGAUGUAUCAGAGAGGAGGGGACGUUUUCUCAUCGGAUCCCCUUUGGAAAUGAGCUACACGGCGGAUGUAAAGAAAGGUGACAGAAAUUCAAGAGGAAGAAUGAUAUCUGCAGGAAUCGGGUUGCUUUCAUCUCCUCUCUGAUUUCAGUCUUUUUAAGGGGUUGAUCAGUUACAUCCGAGCCUUUUAAAGAACCUUUUAAAUCACCUUAUCUAAUUUCCUUCCACUCCCCCCCACAACUCAGCUAGUUGAUCAUACUCAUUCAAGUUGAAAGAUUAGUUGCACAAAACUUGGAUUCAGCUGUAUUAUGGGAUGUCGGUGCUUGGCCUGUAAUUAAUUUUUAAACCUUUUCUUUUUUUAAUAUUCCUUUUCCGAUCUAAUUUGAUACAAUUGAGACUUGAACAUGGCCAUCAACACGGACACCGACUUCCUGAAGUCCAACUUAAGUGAGGGUGGAGGAGGCACUCAGGCAUCGGACCCCUACGAGACGGAGAAACUCCUGGCGCUGACCACCGAGCCGGGAGGAAAUGGGAUGAAGAUGUCCACCUCCUUUACGGUCAACAUGGACAGCGACAAGGGCCAGGAAGCAGACCUGAACGGCCACGGCGUUGCCGUGAGAUCGGGCUCCGCCGGACAGCUGGGCGCCGCCGCCCCCCUCUCCCCGUCCAAGGCCAGUCUGAGCCGCUCCUCCACCGGGAACGCUACAGUCCAGGAGACCCCGAAGCCCAAGGAUUACCUCAUCCUUGUUAUCAUGUCCUGCUUCUGCCCCGUCUGGCCCGUCAGCAUUGUCGCACUGGUGUACUCCAUCAUGUCCAGAAACAGUCUCCAGGUGGGGGACAUUGACGGAGCCAGGAGGCUGGGUCGACUGGCUCGUCUGCUCAGUAUCGUCUCCAUCGUCCUGGGCGUUGUCAUCAUCGUAGUCUACGUCUCACUUUCAGUAAGCUGACAUGGAGGACCUGAGGAGGAAAAUGAACCGUGAAAGACCACGGAUGCAAAGGAGGAAAAAGUUCAUUCCACAAAAAAAUAAAACAAAAAACAAUACAUACAAUUCCUAACUUAAUGCCAUAUUAUAUAAUUACAUCAUGACUGACCUCAGAAAGCAAAAAAAUAGGCAACUCAUGAAAGUAGGUACUGCAGCAAAUAAUCAAAUAAAAACAUACAGAGAAAAACAUCAGAGAUGCAUGCAAUAGAAUCCAGUAACAUUUGCUUGACAAAAAUAACACAAAAAAAACGGAUGUCAAAUUGUUCAGGUUAACAGAGGAAAAAGAAAAUGCAGAUCUGAAUGUGGCCAGCAGUACUCAUAAAUGUUUUUCUUUUGAAAAACGGACUUAUUAAAACGAAAAGGAUGAUUGAGAGAGUGAACAAGAGACAUUUUCUAAGUAUGUGGGCUCCUUAGAUUCUGGGUUUUGGGCUUCAAACUUCCGACAGCUGCAUUUAAUCCUCAUAUAUUCCUUACUGAACCUCUUGCAUUCAAAGCAUAUACAGCUACAAAUAUAUUUGAAAUAUGGAUAUAUGAAUAUCAAUAUAUAAAUAUAUAUAUAUAGAUGUACAUUUUAUAAAAUGUUUGUAUGCCAAGUGGUGCUGGAUUUGUUGACUGUCACGAUGGCUGCUUUGUCAGCCCUUGGAUUAUCAGUGGAAAUCCAAGGGUUUGUGAAAAGGGGCAGGGAACACAUUUUUUAUUUUUGUUUGUUGAACUCAAUAAAUAAUUGAGACCAACUGCAUGCCUGAAUGUAGAUAACCAAAAUUCUGCCUUCAUUUUGACUGUUAUUAGUUGUCUCUUUUCUUGUCGAGUUAGAGAGGCUAACAGUUUUGCACAUGGAAGAGUGAUUUGUGUACAUUAUGCGAGUCCAGCCCUCCCACUCCCCCCGCCACACACACGUUUUGUCUCCAGAAUCUCUUGAACCUUGCCUUGCUCUGGCAGAGACUGUACACGCAUGCCAAACCUCCCAAAGUCCUCUUUGCCUUUCACAUCCUCCAAUUCAACACCACAAACCUGAUUUAGUGGCUGCUGUCCUACAUCCUAUACCCUUGAAACUCCAUUUUACAUAUUACCUUAGAAUACCUUUCUACACCAUAGCUCCAUUUCCCAUUACCAUUCUUACAUUGCAAUACAGUGACUGUUAAAUGCAAUUGUUUCACUGAAUGUUUUCUCCUUGUAUUGGUAUGAAAUGUAUUUAUAUGGGAAUAUAUAUAUAUAUAUAUGCAAUAUGUACGCAUGCUUUGGGCCAAACAGGCUUACACUCAUUUCUUUUUUGUAAGUGAACAGGCCUUUGUGUCUGGCUAAGUAACAACAAAUAGCAUUUAAAGAACUUUCUUUGAAAUCCAAGCACGGCAGAUUGUCUGUAUUUGUCACUUCUUCAGAGAGAAGUCACUGUGGCUACACAGGACUGUUGUAUUGACACAUUACAGGCUUAUACUACAAGCACAGGUAACACACUGCAAGACCAUGUAGCAUUAUUUAAAUCUCUAGCUUUUCAUUUCACCAUUAAUGCUUCAUUUUUUUAUCUUGGACAAUUUUUUGAAGGAAUAUUGGACAAAGUCUAUUCAAAGUGAUCAAAUGUUUUUUUAAGGGCUAAUACAAGUGAAACAAGAAAAACACCAGCUAAUUUUGACUGAUGAGGGAUGUAAUGUAUCGGACUAUAUAGCUUAACACAUUCUACCAAGUUCUAAACUGAACAUCAUCAAUGUAAGUGUGAACAACUGCAAUCUGUAAUGUAUCAACACUAAUGCACGUUUUGUGUAAAAUGUGCUUUUAUCAAUUCUAUUCUGAUUCAUAGGUGUACAUAAAAGUCACAUUCUUUGACCAGACAUCUAAAAGCAGCAAAAUCCAAAGAUUCCCCAUGUUUACUACCAAACUAAUACAUGUUACAUUACAUUGUUGCCAAUAUUGCAACAUGUGUGUAAUUUAUGUAGAAACAAGUAUAGUUUACUGCUCUAGUGUUUCUAACAUACACAUUUUCCAUCGCUGAAACUGGUGUUUAAGAGCCAAAUGUCUCGCCUAUAAGCUCUGCUCUGUCAGUAAAACAGUUCAAACCUUUGUUUUGGUCUGAUACAAUACUGUGUUUCUUUUCCAGUAUACUAUAUGUGCCAGUUUUCCUCUCUGUGGUGUACAUUUUGCAUGUCUGGAAUAAAUGUUACCAUGCAUGGUC
Molecule: messenger RNA, 3399 nt
Organism: Etheostoma cragini (Arkansas darter)
Lineage: Eukaryota; Metazoa; Chordata; Actinopteri; Perciformes; Percidae
Gene: trarg1a
Product: trafficking regulator of GLUT4 (SLC2A4) 1a
Exons: 3
Coding region: 654-1196 (180 amino acids)
Cellular component (GO): membrane
Source: RefSeq, a predicted model, not a curated record